AUGUAUUAUUUCUAUUUACUUGUGGUAUUACUGACCAGUCUUGUUAUUGGACCUACAGGCACACAAGCAACAGCUUUAACAUAUAGCUUAUUAGCCAACGAAAAAGCCUGUUUCUAUCAAUGGGUGGAUAUACCAGGCAAAAAACUCGGUUUAUAUUUCGCGGUUCAACAAGGUGGAUCUUUUGAUAUAGACUAUCAAGUCUUGAGUCCUGAUCAAGAUGUUGUGUUGAGUGGAGAACAAGAACGCCAGGGCGACUAUGUCUUUACUGCUAACCAAGUGGGUGAAUAUGCUUUCUGUUUCUCGAAUGAUAUGUCUACCUGGGCAGAGAAAUUAGUUGAUUUCGAGAUCAUGAUGGAACAUGAAGUUCGUCCUGAAUUUAGAAAGGAUGCUUCAGGCAAAGAACAGCCUGUGACCAUGACAGAAAUGGAAGAAUCUGUAUUUAGAAUCCAAGGUCACUUAACCAACAUUCAACGUACUCAAAAGUAUUUCCGUACAAGAGAAAACCGUAACUCGGCUACUGUAGUUUCUACCGAAGGACGUAUCUUUUGGUUUGCCAUGUUGGAAAGUUUAGCUAUUAUUUCCAUGGCUGGUUUACAGGUCUUUGUGAUCAAGAGCUUCUUUCAAGUUAAACGAGGUGGUGUUUAAUAAAUAUAUAAUAUAU
Molecule: messenger RNA, 661 nt
Organism: Gilbertella persicaria
Lineage: Eukaryota; Fungi; Mucoromycota; Mucoromycetes; Mucorales; Choanephoraceae
Product: emp24/gp25L/p24 family/GOLD-domain-containing protein
Exons: 2
Coding region: 1-645 (214 amino acids)
Biological process (GO): Golgi organization; protein retention in ER lumen; intracellular protein transport
Cellular component (GO): endoplasmic reticulum; endoplasmic reticulum-Golgi intermediate compartment; COPII-coated ER to Golgi transport vesicle
Source: RefSeq, a predicted model, not a curated record